GACGCCAAGAAGGAGAAGGAGCUGCGUUCGGACCUAUCGGGGGAGCAGUACGCGGCCACUAGCGAGAAGAAACAGUUCGAGAACUACCUCCAGCAGAUCGAAGAAAUGGACAUCCGCAACCUGAGCGGGAGCUCCAUGGAGGCGGAGGACCCGCUGGCGACGCCGGCGCCGUUGAAGGUGCACCAGCAGCCGUUGGAUUACGGGGGGAAGAACUGCGAGGGGAAGUACCACAAGACGAGCCUCAACCGCAAGUACUCAAAGGAGGAGACGCUGGAG
Molecule: messenger RNA, 276 nt
Organism: Prorocentrum cordatum
Lineage: Eukaryota; Dinophyceae; Prorocentrales; Prorocentraceae
Source: the annotation of a GenBank genome assembly